CGCAGGAGUUGAUGUAGUUGCUGCGGCAGGAUUAGAAAAGAACGAGCAAGUUGAACCUUACGGGGCGCACGGUCCACUCGCUCUUUCGCGUCGACGCGUUAAUGGUUUUGGGGAGACCCCUCUAUUGCCUCGUGAGCAACACCACCAUUCAACAAGCCAGCACUUUCCAGCGUUGUCGCGAAUCUUUCAAUUUCCCAAAUAUUCUCAAGUCUUGAAAAUGACAGUUGAAGCCCCUUCCACAACCCCCGCCGCGCCGGCCGCGGCCCCAGCAGCCACCACCCCGCUAAAAAGACACGAAGAAUACCAAUACCUCGACCUCGUCCGCGACAUCCUCGAAAACGGUGAACUCCGCCGGGACCGAACCGGGACAGGCACCUACUCCCUCUUCGCCCCCUCCCCACUCAAGUUCUCCCUCUCCACCCCAACAGGAACCCCCCUCCUCCCCCUCCUAACCACAAAACGCGUCUUUACCCGUGCCAUAAUCCUCGAACUCCUCUGGUUCAUCUCCGGCUCCACCUCCUCCCUCCCCUUGUCCUCCCAAAACGUCAAAAUUUGGGACGGCAACGGCUCCCGCGCCUUCCUCGACAGCCUAGGCCUCACCCACCGCGAAGAGGGCGACCUCGGCCCCGUGUACGGCUUCCAGUGGCGCCACUUUGGCGCAGAGUACGUUGACUCCAAAACAGACUACACCGGCCAGGGCGUCGACCAGCUCGCGCGCAUCGUCCAGACCCUCAAGACGAACCCGUACGAUAGGAGACUGAUCCUCUCGGCGUGGAACCCAAAGGACAUGAGCCAAAUGGUCCUCCCGCCGUGUCACAUGUUUGCCCAGUUUUAUGUCUCUUAUCCUAGGUCGAGGAAAGAGACGGAGGAGGGGAGGGAGGUCAAGGGGCAUCUACACUGUCAACUGUACCAGCGGAGUUGUGAUAUGGGGUUGGGGGUGCCGUUUAAUAUCGCGAGUUAUGCGCUGCUGACGCACAUGCUGGCCCAUGUGUGUGAUUUGGUGCCGGGGAGCUUGACGCACGUGAUGGGGGAUGCGCAUGUGUAUUUGAAUCAUGUUGAUGCUCUCAAGACGCAGCUGGAAAGAGAACCGAGGGAGUUCCCAGAGUUGGAGAUCAAGAGGGAGAAAGGGGGAAGUAUUGAUGGGUGGAAGUUGGAAGAUUUCGAGAUCAAGGGGUAUAACCCGCACAAGGUUAUCUCGAUGGAGAUGUCUGUAUAGUUCCAAGCUGAUUUGGCAUCAUAGAUAAAGUUGCAGGCGACUGGAUAUUCAACCCAAAUAAUUAGACGUGUAAAGCAGAGGCGGUAUAUUCAUCUGACACAAAAGUCCAUGCUAUUUGUUCCUAA
Podospora pseudocomata is the source of this 1341-nucleotide messenger RNA. RefSeq names its product Thymidylate synthase (gene TMP1). The record is from RefSeq and is a predicted model, not a curated record. Gene Ontology annotation, cellular component: mitochondrion; cytosol. The coding region runs from base 218 to 1216 and encodes 332 amino acids. Gene Ontology annotation, biological process: dTMP biosynthetic process. Gene Ontology annotation, molecular function: thymidylate synthase activity. The transcript is spliced from 3 exons. Lineage: Eukaryota; Fungi; Ascomycota; Sordariomycetes; Sordariales; Podosporaceae.